GCUGAGCCCGGCCCGAGAGCCCUGUCCCCCUUCCUGCCUCCUGCUCCCGCCGCCCCGGGGCGCCGCCAUGACGCCCGACUUGCUCAACUUCAAGAAAGGAUGGAUGUCAAUCCUGGACGAGCCAGGAGAGUGGAAGAAGCACUGGUUCGUGCUGACCGAUUCAAGCCUCAAGUACUACAGGGACUCCACUGCUGAGGAGGCAGACGAGCUGGAUGGCGAGAUCGACCUGCGCUCCUGCACGGACGUCACUGAGUAUGCGGUGCAGCGCAACUAUGGCUUCCAGAUCCACACUAAGGACGCUGUCUAUACCUUGUCGGCCAUGACCUCGGGCAUCCGGAGGAACUGGAUCGAGGCUCUGAGGAAGACUGUGCGCCCAACCUCAGCCCCGGAUGUUACCAAGCUCUCCGACUGCAAUAAGGAAAACACGCUGCACAGCUACGGCACCCAGAAGGGCUCCCUGAAGGCGGGGGAGCAGCGCGUGGGCUCUGAGCUCAUCGGCCGGGGCGGUGGCCCGCGGAAGGCAGACGGGCAGCGGCAGUCGCUGGACUAUGUGGAGCUCUCCCCGCUGACUCAGGGCUCCCCGCAGCGGGCCCGCACCCCGGCCCGCACCCUUGACCGCCCGGCCAAGCAGGAAGAGCUGGAGCGGGACUUGGCCCAGCGCUCUGAGGAGCGGCGCAAGUGGUUCGAGGCCACGGAGAGCAGGGCCACAGAGACACCGGCUGGCGAGGGGCCACGCCGGGGUCUGGGCGCACCCCUGACUGAGGACCAGCAGAGCCGGCUCAGUGAGGAGAUAGAGAAGAAGUGGCAGGAGCUGGAGAAGCUGCCCCUGCGGGAGAACAAGCGGGUGCCCCUCACCGCCCUGCUCAACCAGAGCCGUGGGGAGCGCCGGGGACCCCCGAGCGACAGCCACGAGGUGCUGGAGAAGGAGGUCCAGUCUCUUCGUGCCCAGCUGGAGGCGUGGCGUCUCCAAGGGGAGGCCCCUCAGGGUGCACCCAGAUCCCAGGAGGACGGCCACGUCCCCCCAGGCUACAUCUCACAGGAGGCAUGCGAGCGCAGCCUGGCCGAAAUGGAGUCCUCACACCAGCAGGUGAUGGAGGAGCUGCAGCGGCACCACGAGCGGGAGCUGCAGCGGCUGCAGCAGGAGAAGGAGUGGCUCCUGGCCGAGGAGACGGCUGCCACGGCCUCGGCCAUUGAAGCCAUGAAGAAGGCCUACCAGGAGGAGCUGAGCCGGGAGCUGAGCAAGACACGGAGUCUCCAGCAGGGCCCGGACGGCCUCCGAAAGCAGCACCAGUCAGACGUGGAGGCGCUGAAGCGGGAGCUACAGGUGCUGUCGGAGCAGUACUCGCAGAAGUGCCUGGAGAUCGGGGCGCUGACGCAGCAGGCCGAGGAGCGUGAGCACACGCUGAGGCGCUGCCAGCAGGAGGGCCAGGAGCUGCUGCGCCACAACCAGGAGCUGCAUGCCCGCCUGUCAGAGGAGAUCGACCGGCUGCGCGGCUUCAUUGCCUCGCAGGGCACGGGCAGCGGCUGCGGGCGCAGCAGCGAGAGGAGCUCCUGUGAGCUGGAGGUGCUGCUGCGAGUGAAGGAGAACGAACUCCAGUACCUGAAGAAGGAGGUGCAGUGCCUCCGGGAUGAGCUCCAGAUGAUGCAGAAGGACAAGCGCUUCACCUCGGGAAAGUACCAGGACGUGUACGUGGAGCUGAACCACAUCAAGACGCGGUCGGAGCGGGAGAUCGAGCAGCUGAAGGAGCACCUGCGCCUCGCCAUGGCUGCCCUGCAGGAGAAGGAGGCCGUGCGCAACAGCCUGGCCGAGUAGAGGUCCUCGUGGUCCAGCCCCGCUGCAGACCCCCGGCCCAAGGGGACCAGUCACCCUCCUUCCCUACUGGAUGGACGUCAGAAGCCAAGCUUUCUCCCCGCCCUCUGUGGGCCGCACGUACACACAGACACAGGCACACACACGCACAGGCACACACACGCACAGACACACACACACACUGCGUAUCUGAGCGUGCCCCUCGCACUGGGUCUUAUCUUGCACCUUCUUCAGGAUUUUAUAUGUGAAGAGAUUUUUAUAUAGAAUUUUUUCCUUUUUUUCCCAAAACACUUUAUACCUUUUAAAAAGCAGUUCCUGUGGCCGUGUGCCUCCCACACUGGUUCCCCUGUCUCUAGCCGCCUGCUUGGGCUUCUGGCUGUGGCCCUGCCCGGGGUCUGGUGGAGGCCCAGCAGCGGCCAGAGCAGGGUUGACUGCUGGGAGAGGCAGGGAGCCAGCACCCUCUUCCUACCCUACCUCCCACUAACUACUUCCUGCCCCGGGGGCUCCACACCCUGGGACUCUGGACGGAGGGACCGAUGGACAGAGGGAGCCGGCAGCUGUCCCCGUGGCCCCACCUCCCCGUCUGGGGGUGCUGGGCGUGGAACGCUGGAGCAGCCCCAUGAUGGUGUUUUUCCUGCUCCGUGAGCCUUCCUAACUUAAUAAAACCUUCCAGCAGC
Molecule: messenger RNA, 2487 nt
Organism: Ceratotherium simum simum (southern white rhinoceros)
Lineage: Eukaryota; Metazoa; Chordata; Mammalia; Perissodactyla; Rhinocerotidae
Gene: TRIOBP
Product: TRIO and F-actin binding protein
Biological process (GO): positive regulation of substrate adhesion-dependent cell spreading
Cellular component (GO): actin cytoskeleton
Molecular function (GO): actin filament binding
Source: RefSeq, a predicted model, not a curated record